GCAUUGGCAGACAUCCAGUACAAUUCAAUCUUGGCAUCGGAACCGGGAACGUCGUCGGAAGAUGAGUCGCCCGGAAUCCCCCACGAAGAAGUCGACGAUGCUCGUACUGCACUGGGAGUCAGUAUUGGUCGGGAGCAGACGAGACUUGCCUUGCCCAAGACCCCGGCCGCCGAGAAGGCUGCUGCAAUUGAGAAAGCAGGCGAUUAUUUCCACGCCUUGGAUGGAUCAGCCCUGACGCUGCCAGAGAGUCCACCAGAAGAUGGUGGAGAGGACGAAGACGAGGCCCCGACAAGACCGGAGACUGUACGGCGAUGCUCGAGUCCGCCCACCACUCCGAUCAAACCUCCUUCGCCCUGGAAAGCGGGACCUAAGCAGUUUGAGACUCAACCUUCCCAGGGCGACAGGUCAAAUCGAACGAGAUCGAUAUUGCGCGAUGGAUUCUCAUUCGGCCGCAAGAGAGCGUCGUCUGGGCCUGAAGUCCAGCACAAAUCUUUGUUCCCAUCAUUCCCAUCAUUUCCGUCACUGCCAAAAAGCUUUUCGGUGGCAAACGCACUUUCGUCGUUUCGGGACGCCGACAGAUCAGAUGAUACCAAGAAUUUAUCACCAAGUCAAAGCCAGAGUACGUCGAAAAGGAGAUCGACAGUGGCCGGCACACCACCCCAGCUUCCGCAGAGCGCCAGCCUCGUCGACACUUUUGCUGGAACCCCACCCUCAUCCCAGAGUCGGACGACGCUAGUUCCGGAUUCUGAUGAGGAGGAAAAGUUGGCGACGAUAGGAGAGCUGCCAGAGAACUUGCCGCUCCGUCACACACGUUCUAGACCAGCCGUUCUUCGAAGGUCAACAUCCGAUAGCUCCCUUGUCGCAAAACGAAGUUUGUCGAUGGCCUCGUCACUAGGAGAUGACAGCAGAUUUGAGAACGUCUCUGAGCAAGUCAACAGCCGAUUUAAGGCCAUCAAAGACAGCUUCGCCGACUCAAGAAUUGGCUUCCCUAGCAUGCCUUCAAUCACGAAUUUCAACGCAUCCAAAUUCGCCCCUGACUUCCUCAGUCGUGAGCGAUCUGGAUCUUGGGCUAGCAAGACGCUGGGUUGCAAUCAAAAUUCCAGCUCCCAUCAGCCUCACCCUGUUGACCCGAUGACAAGACAGCCAUACACAUCCGCUAAGGCUGCCGUAAUGGGUGCACCUGUGGACAAAUUGAGGAACGAGCAUCCUCACUUCACUCGUGCACUCGAGAAUCUAGAAGGCGACGUUGUUGUUAUGGGCGGCUAUCGCGGUUCAAUUCUUCGCUCAGCAGAGCCCCCUCACAGACAAUUGUGGGUGCCGAUCAAGGUUGGACUGAACAUAAGAAAAGUCGAUCUCGAGGUGGGUCUAGGAGAGGAUGAUGACGAGCAAGCUACCGAGAAGGUCAUCCCAGGAGGAAUGUUGACACAUAUUGGACCCGUAGACAUCUCGAGAAGACUUCUCAAACGACUAAGGUCGUGCCAGAACGCUCGAACAGGUAAGCUGCGAGUCCAUGAGUACGGCUACGACUGGCGAUUGUCUCCUGCACACCUGAGCAGGAAGCUUUCACAGUUUAUGAAAUCGCUGCCUUGCAAUCAGCCUGGAGUGCCGAAAGACAAACGAGGCGCGACAGUCAUAGCUCAUUCGCUUGGAGGUUUGAUCACUCGACAUGCAGUGAAUCGCGAACCAGAACUCUUUGCAGGUAUUGUCUAUGCUGGUGUUCCGAGAACCUGUGUAAAUAUCCUUGGACCAUUGAGGAAUGGCGAUGAAGUGCUUCUGAGCAGCAGAGUCUUGACGGCACAGGUAAACUUCACGAUUCGGACCAGCUUCGCGCUACUUCCCUUAAGCGGCCGGUGUUUCAUCGACAAGAACACCAAAGAAGAAUACCCAGUCGACUUCUUCGACCCUCAAACUUGGAUCAACUACAGACUAUCACCCUGCAUCGCCCGUGCUCUUCCACCACGGGCACCUCCACCUAAGCCUACAGGCAUCACAGGCUACGUCAGCAACACCAUGGCCACAGCCUGGGACAACCUCCCAAUUCCAGGCCGAAAAAGCAGCAAAGCAUCCAGUGACAUGUCCGCAAUAAAGUCCGCCGCAUCAGGCAGUCUCGCAGCCCCAGAAACUUUAGACACCAAAGCACAAAGUUCCGAGGUCGCAAUGGCAAAUGGCAACAUUAACAAUGGUGGAGCAGCCGCACAGCCCGACUCCGUCCGAACAGCAGUCACAAUUCCCUACGAUCAAGCCUUGGAUUAUUUAACCCGAACUCUAAAAUCCGUCAAGAAAUUCAAGCAAGAAUUGGCUCAUAUCCCGCUGUAUCAGGAACGAAACGACUACCCUCCUGUUUCAGUCAUCUAUGGAAAAUCUACACCUACCGUCAUCGGAGCAAAAGUCGAUGGGAGGGAAGGAAUCAAACAUGCGGACGCUUAUGAUGAGUUGGCUUUUGCGAGUGGUGAUGGAGUCGUGCUCGCACGUGCAGCGAUGUUGCCGGAGGGGUAUGUGGUUGCUGCAGGUGGAGUUGUGAGUUCGAGGCGAGGACAUGUUACGCUGCUAGGAGAUUUGGAGGCUGUGGGGAGAUGUCUGAAUGCUGUGCGGGUGGAGAGGAGGAAGGGGGUUGGGUUGGGUUGGGUUAGAGAUGUGUAGCAUUUGUAAUUUUAGGACCUGAGAAUCAGAAUCGAUGGAUUGUG
Molecule: messenger RNA, 2684 nt
Organism: Pseudocercospora fijiensis CIRAD86
Lineage: Eukaryota; Fungi; Ascomycota; Dothideomycetes; Mycosphaerellales; Mycosphaerellaceae
Exons: 1
Coding region: 880-2640 (586 amino acids)
Molecular function (GO): triacylglycerol lipase activity
Source: RefSeq, a predicted model, not a curated record